AUGGAAUACGAUUUGUCACGUAUUGAUUACACAUUAUGCGGGAUUACAUAUCCGGAAACAUUGAAAGUACUACAAAGCGUAAACGAAAAGGUUCAACAAAAAUUUGUAGUUGGUGAUAAGAACGGAGUUUUGCAGUGUUUAGGAAUAAAAGAUGAAGAACCGGUGGUUCAAUUUAAAACCCUACCAAGCAAGUCUAUCACAUCAGUUAUUGUGCAUCCGUCGUCUUCAGGCACGAAUGACGAUAAAAUAUAUGCCGCAUCGGGGAACGAAGUCAAGGGCUAUACAAGGAAGGGAAAAGUGUUCCUAACAGUUGAGACAUUGGUGUCGGAAGUUAUCACUUCUAUGUGGAUAAUUGGUAAUGAUUUGAUCCUAUGCAGUGGACGAACAAUUACGUAUUGUAAGGAUUUAAAUCAGCUAACAUCGUUCAUGUGUGAGGACAGAGUGCUCGAUGUGGCUGCAUUUAUGACAGCUAAUAGCACUCGUAUAAGACUUCUUCUCUUAAUAGCCAAUAAAGGAGCGGCAAUUGUGGAAAACGGUAAAUUUAUUACGAGAGUAUAUAUGAACUCUGGUCCAUCUCGUCUUGCAGUUCCACAAUCGCAGAGGCCUACCGAAAUAUGUGCUUUUUAUGGAGCUGCUGACGGUUCUAUUGGAUUGGUUUUGUAUCAUGAAUCAAAUUUAGUAAGCAAAUGCUUAGUCGAUGGCAAAGGAUUGGGAUCUGUUAUGUGCGUUGGCUGGUUCCGUAAUUAUGUAGGGACCCACCUCGUAGUCGGUCGUCACGACGGAUCUAUACAGUUAUACCUAAGUAAUUUGGAAAAUUACGAGGAUAAAUUACAGCUCAAGUAUACCUACUUCUGUGGUGAACCAAUAACAUCCGUGUGCGGUGGUUGCAUUGGCUCUGAUGAACCAGAAAUACUGGCCUCCACAUUCUCUGGCAGGAUUUUUGGCUUGAGACCUCGCAGUCUGCAGUCGGCGGCAGUUGUAAAUGUUCCUGCCGAUGCGCUUGCGUCGCGCAGAGCGAAACUAGAAAAUGAAAUAACUCGUUUAGAGAAGCAAACAGCCAAUGAAAGGGAUAAAUACCAGAAAAGCACAAGAUCACUACAGAGCGGUCUGUCUAUGCCCCCAUUGUUGGACAUACAAUAUGAAUUAACAGGAGCAACGAAAAAUGGUUGGAUAGAAGCAAGGAUAACAUCAGCUGUACCUCUUGACAUGUUAUUUAUUUAUUGUAAUAACAAAUUGGUCAUACAAACUGACACAGCGGCGGUGCUCAGCCUUUGCCCACCACAGGAUCGUGAAUCAGAUCUGUUAGCCACUAUAAGAUGCCAGGCCGGCACUAGGCGGCUAUGGAUAGGUUUGAGAAAUAUUGAAACCACUCUUCUUGAAAGUACAAAAGUGCUGGUUUAUGUUCUACCAGCGGGAGCGCCGAGGGUAGCUAGACUAAUAAAAUUCAACUUACCACUUCUACCCUACUACUCUAAACAUGAAGAAAUAGAUGUAAACGAAACAAAAAGAUGUCUAUGCGAGUUAAAAGUGCUUGGUACAUUUUCUGUCGUUGAAGUUACCUCAUGGCUUAAUGAAGCUCUGCCAGGUGAAUUGCCUAAGCCUGCCAGCUCUGUGUAUUUCGUUCGUUCACAUACACUUAUGGGAACUUAUCUGUUUUGUCAGUAUCAACGUGGCUCUGCAAUAUUCAAAUCAGAUAACAUAUCAACAAUAGCAGAUUUGAAGGACAUAAUUUCAAACUUAACUACAAAAAAAGGAUUAAAAGUUAAUAUAACUUAUGAUAUUCCAGAUAACUGCUGCGCACUGGCCUUUGAAAAUUUAAAUAAUGAAUUUCAAUUACAAUACAAAUGGAAAAAUGAGGGUAAAUUAAAAAACUGUUUAAGUGCCCUAGAUUUAGAUACUAAUUUGAUAAAUAGUGAAGGUAAAUUACAACUUUGUACAGAUUAUAUAAGAAUUUGGGAACAGCCAGAAAACUUGGAUGAAACAUGUUUUGAUCAAUUAAUGUUUGAAAUAGAAAAAUGGUAUACAAAUUGGAGCAAACUAUCACAUGGGCAGAAUGACAACCAAAUUCUAGCUGAACUUCAUGAAUCCUUAGAGAAUGGCAGAAUAGAAGAAGUGAAAAAUAUACUCACAUUGCAUUGA
Messenger RNA from Pieris macdunnoughi, 2139 nucleotides. The record is from the annotation of a GenBank genome assembly. NCBI's taxonomy places the organism in Eukaryota, Metazoa, Arthropoda, Insecta, Lepidoptera, Pieridae.